Messenger RNA from Rotaria sp. Silwood1, 720 nucleotides. NCBI's taxonomy places the organism in Eukaryota, Metazoa, Rotifera, Eurotatoria, Philodinida, Philodinidae. The record is from the annotation of a GenBank genome assembly.
AUGAGAGUAUCAGCCGAAGCUGUACCGGUAUCACAACAGUUUUCUCCAAUUCGUUCUCAAUAUAGUAUUGUUGAUGAACGACAAGUUCAACCAUUUCAACAAGAAAAAUAUCAAGCAUGGACAACAAAAGCUUCACAAGAACCUUUUAUUUCGAAUUCAAGCGUCAGUGAAAAUCAAUCACAAUCUUGUAAAAAAUACGUGACAGCAAAAUGUAUAAUGACAUUUCUUAUCGGUUUUAUUAUUUGUGGUAUUCCAUUGGCUGUUAUGUCGGCUUUAUAUGCACAAAAAAAGGCAUCAUCUAGUAGCAGUUCAGAUUCUUCAAGUAGUUCUGUCAGUCUUCCAUCACAAUGUACAUCAUAUAUUUCGAAUUCGGAUUCAACACGUCUUACAACUUAUACAAGUUGCAUUAAUUGUUUUUCUGAUGUAAGUGGAAGUUUUACAACAGGCUGGUAUAGAUUUAUGAAUACAGCUGGAACUCGAUUAGCAACAACACCUUCUAGUUAUGGAUCAUGUGGUGUUUCAUAUCCAACUUGGUAUAAUGGUACUUUUCCAUCAACUGCAGGUUCAAUUAUAACAGGCACUGUUUGUGUACAAUGGAGUGGCAAUUUAUGUUAUGCUCCAUAUAUUACAACAAUUUCUAUUACAAAUUGCAACGGUUAUUAUGUUUUUUAUUUAAUACCAAUGACUACAACCGGUAUACGAUACUGCACAACAUAUUAA